Coregonus sp. 'balchen' is the source of this 19036-nucleotide messenger RNA. Lineage: Eukaryota; Metazoa; Chordata; Actinopteri; Salmoniformes; Salmonidae. The record is from the annotation of a GenBank genome assembly.
AGUUUCCGCUACUCCUGUGACAUCUGCGGGAAGAAAUACAAGUACUACAGUUGCUUCCAGGAGCACCGUGACCUGCAUGCUGUUGACGGUAACUGACUAACUACCCUCUCUUCUCCUUUUACUCUCCAUUAUUGUGUUCCUACUAGGCCUUUUCUAUUCUUUGUCUGUUUUUAAUUGUAUUUGUAUUUUAUCAUUCAGCAGACGCUCUUAUCCAGAGCGACUUACAGGAGCAAUUAGGGUUAAGUGCCUUGCUCAAGGGCACAUUGACAGAUUUUUCACCUAGUUGGCUCAGGGAUUAGAACCAGCGACCUUUCGGUUACUGGCACAACGCUCUUAACCACUAAGCUACCUGCCGCCGAAUUCAAAUGGGAACUUGUUCUGUCUCAGUAGCAAUGUUGCCUUGACUUGCAGUUCCAUCGAAGUUUGUGGGUUUGUUUAGAAUACAUUCUUGGGAAGUUGAGGAUGCAAUGUCCUGGUAAAAGGAAGAUCUCAAAGUGCUUAGAACAGUAAACUAGGCAGUCACAUGGCAGAUAUUUGUAAGAGUAGUGUCCUUGUAGCCCUUAAGGCAGAGCUAUUUGAUUGAAACUUCACUUCCACGGCUACUGCUGCUCUAAAGAAAGUACCCUGUGUGAAUUAACUUGACCCCUUCCUCCAUAUUCCUCGGUCUUCCCCUCUCCCCAGACCCAUACGAGCAGGUGGUUCUAGGACCUGUGGAAGACCUCAAGGAGGAGGAGCCAGUGGAACCCUUUCAAAAAAUAGGACCAAGUAAGGCUGCACUGCAUGCUGGUCUGCUGUUGCUUGGAAGAUUAGGGUUUUGCUAUUGGGCACACCAUACUGUGUGAGAUAUAAACUGAACACCUUCCUAAUAUUGAGUUGCACCCCCUUUUGCCCUCAGAACAGCCUCAAUUCAUCAGGGUCAUGGACUACAAGGUGUCAAGUGUUCCACAGGGAUGCUGGCCCAUGUUGACUCUAAGUCCUUUGGGUGGUGGACCAUUCUUGAUACACACGGGAAACUGUUGAGUGUGAAAAACCAAGUAGCGUUGCAGUUCUUGACGCACUCAAACCAGUGCGCCUGGCACCUACUACCAUAACCCGUUCAAAGGCACUUAAGUAUUUUGUCUUGCCCUUUCACCCUCUGAAUGGCACACAGACACAAUCCAUGUCUCAAUUGUCUUGAGGCUUAAAACAAAACAUAAAGUCAAAAAUACAACAGAAAAUAUAUAUAUACAGUGUGUGCGAAUGUAGUAAGUUAUGGAGGUAAGGCAAUAAAUAGGCCAUAGUGCAAAAUAGUUACAAUUUCGUAUUAACACUGGAAUGAUAGAUGUGCAAAAGAUGAUGUGCAAAUAGAGAUACUGGGGUGCAAAUUAGCAAAAUAAAUAACAAUAUGGGGAUGAGGUAGUUGGGUGGGCUAAUUUCAGAAAGGCUGUGUACAGGUGCAGUGAUCGGUAAGCUGCUCUGACAACUGACACUUAAAGUUAGUGAGGGAGAUAAGUCUCCAGCUUCAGAGAUUUUUGCAGUUCGUUCCAGUCAUUGGCAGCAGAGAACUGGAAGGAAUGGCGGCCAAAGGAGGUGUUGGCUUUGGGGAUGACCAGUGAGAUAUACCUGCUGGAGCGCAGACUACGGGUGGGUGUUGCUAUGGUGACCAGUGAGCUAAGAUAAGACUGGGAUUUGCCUAGCAGUGAUUUAUAGAUGACCUGGAGCCAGUGGGUUUGGCGACAAAUAUGUAGUGAGGGCCAGCCAACAAGAGCGUACAGGUCACAAUGGUGGGUAGUAUAUGGGGCUUUGGUGACAAAACGGAUGGCACUGUGAUAGACUACAUCCAAUUUACUGAGUAGAGUGUUGGAGGCUAUUUUGUAAAUGACAUCGCCAAAGUCAAGGAUCGGUAGGAUAGUCAGUUUUACGAGGGCAUGUUUGGCAGCAUGAGUGAAGGAGGCUUUGUUGCGAAAUAGGAAGCCGAUUCUAGAUCUAACUUUUGAUUGGAGAUGCUUAAUGUGAGUCUGGAACGAGAGUUUACAGUCUAAUCAGACACCUACAGUGGGGAGAACAAGUAUUUGAUACACUGCCGAUUUUGCAGGUUUUCCUACUUACAAAGCAUGUAGAGGUCUGUAAUUUUUAUGAUAGGUACACUUCAACUGUGAGAGACGGAAUCUAAAACAAAAAUCCAGAAAAUCACAUUGUAUGAUUUAUAAGUAAUUACUUUGCAUUUUAUUGCAUGACAUAAAUAUUUGAUCACCUACCUACCAAUAAGAAUUCCAGGUCUCACAUACCUGUUAGUUUUUCUUCAAGUAGCCCUCCUGUUCUCCACUCAUUACCUUUAUUAACUGCACCUGUUUGAACUCGUUACCUGUAUAAAAGACACCUGUCCACACACUCAAUCAAACAGACUCCAACAUCUCCACAAUGGCCAAGACCAGAGAGCUGUGUAAGGACAUCAGGGAUAAAAUUGUAGACCUGCACAAGGCUGGGAUGGGUUACAGGACAAUAGGCAAGCAGCUUGGUGAGAAGGCAACAACUGUUGGCGCAAUUAUUAGAAAAUGGAAGAAGUUCAAGAUGACGGUCAAUCACCCUCGGUCUGGGGCUCCAUGCAAGAUCUCACCUCAUGGGGCAUCAAUGAUCAUGAGAAAGGUGAGGGAUCAGCCCAGAACUACACGGCAGGACCUGGUCAAUGACCUGAAGAGAGCUGGGACCACAGUCUCAAAGAAAACCAUUAGUAACACACUACGCCGUCAUGGAUUAAAAUCCUGCAGUGCACGCAAGGUCCCCCUGCUCAAGCCAGCGCAUGUCCAGGCCUGUCUGAAGUUUGCCAAUGACCAUCUGGAUGAACCAGAGAAGGAAUGGGAGAAGGUCAUGUGGUCUGAUGAGACAAAAAUAUAGCUUUUUGGUCUAAACUCCACUCGCCGUGUUUGGAGGAAGAAGAAGGAUGAGUACAACCCCAAGAACACCAUCCCAACCGUGAAGCAUGGAGGUGGAAACAUAAUUAUUUGGGGAUGCUUUUCUGCAAAGGGGACAGGACGACUGCACCGUAUUGAGGGGAGGAUGGAUGGGGCCAUGUAUCGCGAGAUCUUGGCCAACAACCUCCUUCCCUCAGUAAGAGCAUUGAAGAUGGGUCAUGGCUGGGUCUUCCAGCAUGACAACGACCCGAAACACACAGCCAGGGCAAAAUCAUAUUAAAAAUCAUACAAAGUGAUUUUCUGGAUUUUUGUUUUAGAUUCCGUCUCUCACAGUUGAAGUUGUACCUAUGAUAAAAAUUACAGACCUCUACAUGCUUUGUAAGUAGGAAAACCUGCAAAAUCGGCAGUGUAUCAAAUAAGUAUCUCCCCACUGUAGGUAUUUAUAGUUGUCCACAUACUCUAGGUCAGACCCGCCGAGAGUAGUGAUUCUAGUCGGGUGGGUGGGUGCAAGCAGCGUUCGGUUGAAGAGCAUGCAUUUAGUUUUACUAGUGUUUAAGAGCAGUUGCAGGCUACGGAAGGAGUGUUGUAUGGCGUUGAAGCUCGUUUGGAGGUUUGUUAACACAUUGUCCAAUGAAGGGCCAGAUGUAUACAAAAUGGUGUCGUCCGCAUAGAGGUGGAUCCGAGCGUCACCAGCAGCAAGAGCGACAUCAUUGAUAUACACAGAGAAUAGAGUCGGCCCGAGAAUUGAACCCUGUGUCACCCCCAUAGAGAUGGCCAGAGGUCCAGACAACAGGCCCUCCGAUUUAACACACAGAGUUCAAUCUGAGAAGUAGUUGGUGAACCAGGCGAGGCAGUCAUUAGAGAAACCAAGGCUAUUUAGUCUGCCAAUAAGAAUGCGAUGGUUGACAGAGUCGAAAGCCUUGGCAAGGUCAAUGAAGACGGCUGCGCAGUACUGUCUUUUAUCGAUCGCGUUUAUAAUAUCGUUUAGGACCUUGAGCGUGGCUGAGGUGCACCCAUGACCAGCUCGGAAACCGGAUUGCAUAGCGGAGAAGGUACUGUGGGAUUCGAAAUGGUUGGUGAUCUGUUUGUUAACUUGGCUUUCCAAUACUUUCGAAAGGCAGGGCAGGAUGGAUAUAGGUCUAUAACAGUUUGGAUCUAGAGUGUCACCCCCUUUGAAGAGGGGGUGACACUCAGUGAAUCUCAUCAAAGGGAUUGAUUAUGUAUCUGAAAUCCAUCCUCUUGCAGUGUGUUAUUAAGGCAAUGUUAUUAGUUUUAGCAUUUAGCGCUUUACCUCAUGCAUGCAAUGUAUUUGGGUCUGGGGAUAGGUAUUAGUACAUUAUAUCCCAUAAUGAGCGUAAUACAAUAUGAUUAGAUUUGGGGAAUAAUUCAGUCUCACAAUUUCCCCACAACUGAAAAUUAAGGAAACCAUUUCAGUGAACCACCAAGGAUGCUACUCAUGUUAUUCUUAUAUCAUUGCAGGAAGUCAUUUUUAUCGCAUGCAAGUAAUGUGAUAUUUUGGGUAACCUCUGUCAUUUUCUCCCACAGAAACUGGGAGCUAUGUGUGUGAGUUCUGUGGGAAGCAGUACAAGUACUUCAACCCAUACCAGGAGCAUGUGGCUCUUCACCAACCAACGAGUAAGUCAUCUCACAGGUCUACGGAAGGGACUAGUCAUCUGUUGUAGUCUAACCUAUCUCUAACCUCCCAAACUCACCUGUGUUAGAUCAUCAGUUCAGUUAAAGUAGGUAGAUAAGUUACCACUGUUAUUUAUAUGAUUGUACUGACAGAACUCUCUACCCACAGAUUGGUCCUUCGAUAAUAUGAAGUCGCCUCGGUCACGUGGAAGUGUGGGUGGAAACAUGGACGUCAGCAAAUACAGUGCCACUAAAUUAGAAACCGGUAUGGACAACUGAGCUGGGAUCUGUGCUUAAUCUACUCGCACACCAACUCAUUCACAAUCGCUGUGUGUGAAUGUAUAUAGAGUGACAACCAAAAAAGGUGUUCUAAACCCUUAAAGAUGUCAACUUUUAGAGCUUGAAAUGGACCUGAGAGUUUAUCAUACAGUGGGCAGGUUCAAUCAAACCCUAGCUGUCGUUAUGUACAGUGGCUUGCGAAAGUAUUCACCCCCUUGGCAUUUUUCCUAUUUUGUUGCCUUACAACCUGGAAUUAAAAUGGAUGUUCUGGGGGGUUGUAUCAUUUGAUUUACACAACAUGCCUACCACUUUGAAGAUGCAAAAUAUAUUUUUUGUGAAACAAACAAGAAAUAAGACAAAAACAGAACUUGAGCGUGCAUAACUAUUCACCCCCCCCAAAGACAAUACUUUGUAGAGCCACCUUUUGCAGCAAUUACAGCUGCAAGUCUCUUGGGGUAUGUCUCUAUAAGCUUGGCACAUCUAGCCACUGGGAUUUUUGCCCAUUCUUAAAGGCAAAACCGCUCCAGCUCGUUGGAUGGGGUUCUGCUGGUGUACAGCAAUCUUUAAGUCAUAGCACAGAUUCUCAAUUGGAUUGAGGUCUGGGCUUUGACUAGGCCAUUCCAAUACAUUUAAAUGUUCCCCUUAAACCAAUCGAGUGUUGCUUUUUAGCAGUAUGCUUAGGGCCAUUGUCCUGCUGGAAGGUGAACCUCCUUCCCGGUCUCAAAUCUCUGGAAGACAGAAACAGGUUUCCCACAAUAAUUUCCCUGUAUUUAGCGCCAUCCAUCAUUCCUUCAAUUCUGACCAGUUUCCCAGUCCCUGCCAAUGAAAAACAUCCCCACAGCAUGACGCUGCCACCACCAUGCGUUACUGUGGGGAUGGUGUUCUCGGGGUGAUGAGAGGUGUUGGGUUUGCGCCAGACAUAGCGUUUUCGUUGAUGGCCAAAAAGCUCAAUUUUAGUCUCAUCUGACCAGAGUACCUUCUUCCAUAUGUUUGGGGAGUCUCCCACAUGCCUUUUUGGCGAACACCAAACGUGUUUGCUUAUUUAUUUCUUUAAGCAAUUGCUUUUUUCUGGCCACUCUUCUGUGAUGCCCAGCUCUGUGGAGUGUACGGCUUAAAGUGGUCCUAUGGACAUAUACUCCAAUCUCCGCUGUGGAGUUUUGCAGCUCCUUCAGGGUUAUCUUUGGUCUCUUUGUUGCCUCUCUGAUGAAUGCCCUCCUUGCCUGGUCUGUGAGUUUUGGUGGGCGGCCCUCUCUUGGCAGGUUUGUUGUGGUGCAAUGUUCUUUAAACAUUUUUAAAUAAUGGAUUUAAUGGUGCUCCGUGGGAUGUUCAAAGUUUCAGAUAUUUUUUUAUAACCCAACCCUGAUCUGUACUUCUCCACAACUUUGUCCCUGACCUGUUUGGAGAGCUCCUUGGUCUUCAUGGUGCCGCUUGCUUGGUGGUGCCCCUUGCUUAGUGGUGUUGCAGACUCUGGGGCCUUUCAGAACCGGUGUAUAUAUACUGAGAUCAUGUGACACUUAGAUUGCACGCAGGUGGACUUUAUUUAACUAAUUAUGUGACUUCUGAAGGUAAUUGGUUGCACCAGAUCUUAUUUAGGGGCUUCAUAGCAAAGGGGGUGAAUACAUAUGCACGCACCACUUUUCCGUUAUUUAAGUAAUUUUUUUUCAUUUCAUUUCACCAAUUUGGACUAUUUUGUGUAUGUCCAUUACAUGUAAUGCAACAAAAUAGGAAAAACGCCAAGGGGGAUGAAUACUUUUGCAAGGCACAGUAACAUUUGAUAUCACUGUAAAGCAAGGCUACAAUCUCCUGCCGCAGAUCGUUUCUCUCAACUUUCUCUGCUGUGAUCUGAAGCCCCUCGCUCAUCUUAUCUGUCAUAUCUCUCACCUGAUCAGUUCCUCCACUGAGCAUUCUGUAUAUGCAGAGCUAUUUAAAGCAUGACACACUCCUCUAGUAUAGAAUAAUGGGUCAAAAGAGAUGGUGGACAGGAGUAGUAGGACCCAUAUUCAAAUGCUAUGGGUGAAUAUACCUUUUUUAUUGAAUCCGGUGACGAAAAAGCAAUGAAUCAUCCCAAGGUGACAUUCAAUAUGUAGUACCCAAUUCACUGGAUUAGAAUUGUAUGGGCUUUGGAAAGCAUCUAUUGUGUCAACAUCCACCAUUUAUUGUAUGAUAAAUUAUGUUUCCACCUGUUUUUCACCCAUGUCUUGUCAGAGGUCUACACUCAAAAAUAACUAUUUUUUUGUAUAUCUGGACUGUUUUUACACAUCAAGUAAGAAACCUUUUUGGAGCGUGCAAUGGUUUUUCUUUGGGUCUUGUCAGUUAAAACAUUUGUAUUUAUUCAUACUUUUAUUUAGUGUUUUACUUUACUUUUCUAUUAUUUCUCUAUUUUCUUUCUCUCUGCAUUGUUGGGAAGGGCCCGUAAGUAAGCAUUUCACUGUUAGUCUACACCGGUUGUUUACGAAGCAUGUGACUAAAACAAUUUGAUUUGUUAUAUUCCACAGACCGUCCCUUCAGUCGGAAAAUAGAGAGCAAAACCCAGUCCAGCCUGGUGGACACCAACAGUUCCCAGAACUCAAGCGGUGAGCACUGUGGCGCUUCUCAUUAGCUGUAUACUUGUGCAUUUUAUGAAUGUCUGCACCAUGCAGUGUAUUUUCAGUUGGGCAACUCAAUCAUUAGCUGUGAAUGUCAAUAAAUAGGGAGACAAUGUGUUCUUAGACCUGGGUAGAACAUGGAGAUAGAUGGAGAGUGAAUCAGGCAGGAGUGUGAGUGUUGGUGGCUUAGUAGUGUCCAAGCAUAUAACCACAUUCAAAUCAAGGCCAUUGUCUUAUUCUCUACCCCUCUUCCUGAACUAUACACUCGUUUGCUCCCCCUUGUGGAUUCAAAAAUAAUGGAUUGGUCUAGGAAAUAUAGUUGCCAAUGCCUAUAUCAAUCGAAGGCUUUUAAAUCCACAAGGAGAGCAAGUGCACACUCUGAAAGGGUAGGGAAUUGUAUCUGAAAACCGAUGCAGUGUGUCUGAGUCUGUGACGUCACUCACUCCCUCUCUCACUCAGGUACUCCAAGCCCCCUGGUGACCGGUUUGUUCCCUGCAUCACAGAGUGAGUCCACUUCUCUCUCUACCUGCCUGCCUGCAAACACAAACAAAUGGGGCCAUUUCACCCUCUCCAUUUUGUUUAUUUUGACCAUAAUGAGAAGCAGCUGCUGCCAGUGAUAUUUUCCUACUCACUUGUCAUUUCGCCUUGUUCAUUUGGGCUUGUCACACUUGCACCUCCAUUUAGGCAGUGUUUGUGACCCUGUAGUACUUGAUGUGAAGGGUUGAAAUUAGGCAGGUUAAUCCAUGGCGAAUGGAAGAGACUAGUUGUGGCAUUACUGUUUUUAAGUGUUGUCAUGGCAUGAGAUGAGGGACUAUUUGCUGACCCAUACUUUACCCAAGCUGGGCAUAAUGAUUAUGUGCCCUUCAACAAUAAGCUGUUACAGUUGACAAGCCAGAUGGGAAAAUGUCAUGAAAAACCUAUGCAACCAAAUAAAUUAGCCACAAAGUGCUUCACAACAAUCGGGGCCUAAUGCCGCUAAAACCCCAAAGACAAGGCGACACUCUUAAAUGUCAUACAUGGAUAAUAGAAGAAAAUGUUUCAUUAAGUAGGUUUAACAUGUCCCUGUGUUUUUAUAUGCAGUAAAAUUAAACUUGCCGGCAGUGACCUAGAUCUUGCUACACUCAGGGAAUAGACUGGACAGGUCCACAGUGGAUGUGCUCUUUCUUACGCUACGGGAACCCUUAUUCUGGGCCUUGUGUUUCUAGAACCCUACACAUGUGGCGCCUGUGGCAUCCCGUUCCAGUUCUACAACAACCUGCUGGAGCACAUGCAGUCCCAUGCUGGUGAGUUACCUGCACCUAGAGGGAGAUAUACCUGACUGGCUCUACUCAUGGAGUGUAGUCGUCAAAUGGCUGGGAGGCGAGAUUUCAGCUGAUCAAGUUGGUCUCAGUCCAAGUUUAAGUUGAAUUCUAAGCUUGUUAAUGGCUUGAUACCCUUAGGUUAGGAGAGAUGGAGAGGCAAUGUUUUCAUUCAACAUGUUUUCACAUUUAUUAUUUUAUAUAUAACAUUUAUUAUGCACUUUAUUUGUGUUAUGACCAUUGUCACCCAUGUAGUUUUGUGUACCUACUCUUUUGGUUGAUUAUUGGUUGUUUACUAACCCCAUCUAACUGUUAGCCUCUAGCUAACCCUCAGCUUUUGGCUUUUAGCAAACCCUCUGGAAGUAUAAGCUUCUUUGCUAACCUUUUGCUGUACUGAACAAAAAUAUAAACGCAACAUACAACAAUUUCUAUGAUUUACUGAUUUACAGUUCAUAUAAGGAAAUCUGUCGAUUUUAAAUAAAUAAAUUAGGCCCUAAUCUAUGGAUUUCACAUGACUGGGCAGGGGUACAGCCAUGGGUGGGACUUGGAGGGCAUAGGCCCACCCACUUGGCAGCCAGGCCCACCCACUGGGAAGCCAGGCCCAGCCAGUCCGAAUGAGUUUUUCCCCACAAAAGGGAUUUAUUACAGACAGAAAUACUCCUCAGAACCACCCCCUCAGACAAUCCCGCAUGUGAAGAAGCCAGAUGUGGAGGUCCUGGGCUGGCAUGGUUACACGGCGUCUGCGGUUGUGAGGACGGUUGGACGUACUGCCAAAUUCUAUGAAAUUAUGUUGGAGGUAGCUUAUGGUAGAAAAAUUAACAUUAAAUUCUCUGGCAACAGCUCUGUUUGACAUUCCUGCAGUCAGCAUGCCAAUUGCACGCUCUCUUGAAACUUGACAUCUGUGGCAUUGUGUUGUGUGACAAAACUGCUCAUUUUAAAGUGGCCUUUUAUUGUCCUCAGCACAUGGUGCAGCUGUGUAAUUAUCAUGCUGUUUAAUCUUGAUAUGCCACACCUGUCAGGUGGAUGGAUUAUCUUGGCAAAGUUGUAGCUGUUAGAUAACCCUAGCUUAACAGUUAACCAACCCUCUAUCUCUCUGUUUCCCCCCAGCGGAUAAUGAAAAGCAUACCAAAGGGGAAUCUCCAAAGACAUCACCGGGCCCAGCCUCACAGGACCAGCUAUGGAGGUCCCCCCAGCCCCAGCAUCAGGCCCAAGCUCAAAUAGUUCAAGUCCAGAUACAGGCUCAAUCCCAGCCUGCACAGAGAAACCACUCCAUCAACCGUGAGUAGGCUACGACUCAUUCAAUAUCACUGUCAUAGUCAUGCUGCCUAUGAAUAAACGAUUAGUUACCGGAGUGUAACUCCAGUUCUAUGAGUGGAGCUCCGCCCCAUAGGGGAGCUCUGCUCCUAUUGGUUUACCCACUGCCCUAAGGCAGCAUCAGCCUGAGACAAAAUUAUGCACACACCUGCAGCCAAUAGGAGUACAGGUGUGCCUAUAAGAGGGGAUGCCUCCCCUCAAUCAGCCUCCCGAUAUAUUUAUCUUCAGCGAGACUAGAGAGGGUCGGCAGGGCCUUAAGUCCUAUGGGGCUCCGCUCCACUCAUAGAACUGGAGUUACACUCCGGUAACUAAUCGUUCUAUAUCGUGGAGCUCCGCCCCAUAGGGGAGCUCUGCUCCUAUUGGUUUAAGGCGGAGCGUAGCGCUCCAAAAUGUACUCCCUGCCGAGCCCAACACUUCCCAUCAAAAUGAAAAGGUCAGGCCUAGCAAUGGCUGCAACCAAUUCCCGCAGUACUGUAACCACUGUCACCCUACAAGUGUCACAAUAUACUGCGUCAUCGGUUAAAAACCCGCCCCACCUAGUCCAAUGGCAACACCAAUGACUAGUGGGCAGAUCACCAGAAUACAGGCCAUACUAAUCUUUACUAGCAGAUAGAUGGUACCUCAAUAUCCUGUUACAAUACUACCGACCACUAAUGGAAUGAGACAAAGUGUCACUCUACAUUGUGUACACGGUAGGCCGCCUCACUCAAUCAAUGGAACCCCAGAGAUUAUUGGGCAGAUCCCAGAACAUGAUUCAUACUAAUCUGAACAAGCAGAUAGAUGACGUCACAUUCCGUCAAAUUGUCAUGACCGGUCUAAUAGUAUCGUAACCCAGGUUACUACUAUUAUCCCUCAUCACUCCGCCUCACUCCAGUGAAUCACUGGUGGGCAGAUCAAUACAUGCCCUCUACUGUACUGAACCUGUCAGUCAGGAGUCAUGCCACAAAUAUGUCCUUCUAUCAGAAGCGGACCUGAUAGACCCUGUCUCCACAGUCCUGCAUUCCUAUCCUCCUAGCUCAAAGUCUCCCUUCAGCCAUGCUGAGUACAGACUGAGCCAAAGAGUUAGAAGACAUAUCCAAGAGAGAGAAACUGAUAAAUGGAGACGGUGUUGACCAUGACGCCGCUCUAUAUAUAUCCUCUACCCCUGUUCCUCUGAAAAGGGCAGUAGAAGCUGCUACUCCACGAGUGGAGUGAGCUCUGAUACCCUGAGGCAAUUGUCGCCCCGCUGCCUCAUAAGCUGUCUCAAUGCCCUCACAGAGCCAAUAAGACAGAUGCUGUUUCGAAAGUGGUCUACCUAGUGCAGCAGCACCAUGACACACAAACAGCUGAGGCUAUGACCUAAUCGCUGCUGUGCGCUCAAAGUAACACGCCAAGGCGCGUACUGGGCACAGGCGAUGGAGCCUUUCCUCACUCCUCUCUCUAUGAGGAGGAGGAGAAAAAGCCCACAGCUCCACGGUCUGUGAUCUAUAUGAACUCCUAAUAACCUUCGGCACAAAUGCCGGGUUAGGACGUAACACCGCUCUGCUCAGAUCGCCAUUAAUGGCCAGGCAGUCGGGUCUCGUCGAAAGAGCACACAAAUCAAUAACACGCUUAGCCGUAGUCAAAGCGAUCAACAGCACUGUCUUCUUGAGGGGUAUUUGAUUCAAUGGCUCAAAUGGCGACUUACAUAGCGCUUCGAGUACCAAAGCCAAAUCCCACUGAGGAAGCGUGGCUCUAGGUGUUGGCCUAAGCCGCCGCUUUCCUAAUGGGAAACGUUUCACUAGAGGGUGGCUAAAGACAUUGUCUCUGCCAAACCCCUCGUGACAAGCUGAAAUCGCCGCUGCAAACACCUUAAUGGUGGCGGGCGAUCGCUGCUUGUCAAACAUAAGCUGUAGGAAAGAGAGAAUACUCUCAACCUGACAGCUCAUGGGGUCUACACCUUGUGUGACACACCAUUGUGAAAACACGUUCAAUCUACUGGCAUACAUCUUAGAAGUGGAACUGGCACGAUCCUGAUCCUGAUCACCGCAUCAGAUAACCCACAGCGCUCUAGCCUGUCCCUCUCAGCAGCCAGGCCUUCAGUGGUUGGCCGAUUAUGGGCAACUGCACUAUCGUGCCCCCCGCCUGAGACAACGCGUCCCGUCGAUGUGGAUUUGGCCAAGGUGGCGCAAUCAACAUCUGACUCAUCUCCGCAAACCAAGGAGCCCCUGGGCGAUCGGGGGCUACCAGUAUCACUGACAGCCCUCCUGACCUCACCCUGGCUAACAGUGGGAGAAUGCAGGACAGCGGAGGGAAUGCAUACAGAAGAACUCUCGGCCACGGGUGGUGCGCAAAGGCGUCUCUUCCUAGUGGCGGUUCUUCCUGUUCCCUUAGAGAGAACCAUAGGGGACAUUGCGCGUUCACACGUGACGCGAAUAGAUCCACCUCGGCUCUCCCGAACUGUUCCCAAAUUUGGAGAACAAUGUCCGGAUGCAGACACCACUCGUCGUCUCGAGGACCCCCUCUUGACAUGAGGUCUGCUCCUAGGUUCAAGUAGCCCGGAAUGUGUGCUGCUCUCAAUGAGCGAAGGUGCUCGUGAGCCCACAGCCACAAUUCCUCUGCCGCCCGAUGGAGAGCAGGAGACCUGACUCCUCCCUGGCGAUUUAUGUGGGCUACUGUGGAUUGGUUGUCUGACCAGACCAGCACAUCGCGACCCCGAAGGGUAGACGCGAAGUGGGUCAAAACCAGUCGAACCAUUUCCAACUCCAAGAGGUUGAUGUGGCGACUCGAAGGAGGCCACACACCUCCUAUCGCUUGGGUCUGACAUGUCCCUCCCCAUCCCGAUAGGCAAAGUGUGCUCUUACAUCCCAACACUGGGAUGUAAGAGGACACUUUGCCUAUCGGGACUCCGUGCGUGAGAACGCGCGGGUUUCUCCAAUAGUUCAGAUCUGCACUGAGCGUGAGGGGAACCACCACCAACCGAUGACGUUGACGCAAUGGGUCUAAUCUUAGUUGGGCGAACAAUCGCUGCAUCCUGCGCAUGUGCAGGAGUCCCAGCGGAACCACAGAGUGGGCUGACGACAUGAGACCCAAGAGUGACAUGAUCGACAGCGCCGUCACCGUGUGAUUCGGACGACACUUCCUCAGGGCUAGCAACAACGCUACCCUUCGGGGGUCCGAAAUUUGAGCCCUCAUCGUUACAGUGUCUAGCUGUAUCCCCAGGUACACAAUCUGAUGACUGGGCCAGGGCGCGCUCUUUUUCCAAUUCACAGCGAACCCCAGACGUGUGAGAUGAAUCACUGUCUGUGUUGUGUGAGUGAUCGCCAGCUCUGCUGACGGGGCGAGAACCAGUAGGUCGUCUAGGUAGGCUAGUAGCCAUAUUCCCUGAUGACUCAACGGUUCCAUUGCCGCCUCCACACACUUGGAAAACGUGUGAGGUGCCAGGGCGUACCCGAAUGGCAUCCUUGUGUAUUCGUACGCCACCCCUUGAAAGGCGAAUCGCAGAAACUUCCUGUGUUUCUGCUGUACCGGCACAUGAAAGUACGCGUCCUUUAGGUCUAUGCUCGUACAAAAGUCUCCUUUCUGGACAUAUUCGAGCAGAUGUUUUGUCGUUAGCAUUCGAAAGGGCCGUUUGGUUACGCUCUCGUUGAGAAUGCGUAAAUCCAAUAUUGGCCUCAUUCCCCCCGUCUUUUUUGGCACUAGGAAGUAGGGCGAAUAUAGCCCCUUGUUCCUUUGCUCCUGGGGAACCACUGUGACCGCCUCCUUCGCCAAAAGUUCCGUAAUCUCUGAAACCAGAGCGGCCACUUUUUCGGGCGUUUUCAUCACCGUCUCCACCACUCCCCUGAAUGGGGGUGGGGUCCGAUGGAAUUGGAGAGCAUAACCCUUCUGCAGCGUCUGUUCUAGCCAGCGUGAGAGGGUGCAGCUUCGCUGCCACUGCCAGCAAUACAGAGAAAGCGGCCGAGCGCGAAGCUGUGGUACAUUCAGUAGGAAGGACCUGUAUUCCUCUAUGGCCCUUGCCGCCGCUGUUCCCCAACACUGAGGUGGUGGAACAGCCCAAGGUGGGCCUCCCAUGAAAGGGAGAGGAAGCAUUAGUGCGUUCUGAACCAGAAGGAGGGGCAGAGACGUCAGUUAAACCCGUAACCGUCGUAUUCCUGCCCUCCGUGAAUGCAGCGCGGGUCUGAAUUGCACUGACCGAGGCCACAGCCUGCGACAGGGCACCAUCCCCAGCAAGCGAUUGCGUCAUCGUAGGUGAUAGAGUCGCUAUUAGAGUCCCUCACUACAAUACUCCUAGGAGUCUGUAAUAUGAGGGCUCUAUGAGGUAACACAAGGCGGCGCCUUGAUACCUUCUUAACCUUCACCUUCUGUGUGUGUUCAACUCUGCACCUCUGGUGGGUUGAGUCACGCUCAGUGUGGUGAGUAUUAGCGCGUUCUGUGACAGGUGCGGCGCCGAUACGUUGGUUAUUCCUGUAACCUUAGUUAUCCGGCCCUCCGUGAACGCAGCAUGGGUCUGAAUCGCACUAACCGAGACCUUAGUCUGCGAUAGUGCGCCAUCCCCAAAUAGCGGCUGCGUCAUCAUGUCUCCUGACUGAGACUGCAGCCUGCUAUGAGAGGCACUCACUACAGUACUCCUUGGAGUCUGUAAUGUGAGGUCUCUUUGAGAUAAACCAAGACGGCGUCUUGGUAUCUUUCCUCCUUUCACCUCCUGUGUGCGUUCAGCUCUGCACCUCUGGUGGGCUGAACUACACUCAUUGUGGUGAACAUUGGCGCGUUCAGAAAGAAGUGAGGGCGCCGAUACACUGGGCACCUUCGUGACCGUGGUAAUCGGGCCCUCCGUGAACGCAUCAUGGGUCUGAAUCGCACUAAUGGAGACCUUAGUCUGUGAUAGUGCGCCAUCCCCAAAUAGCGACUGCGUCAUCAUGUCAGAGUCUGACAGAGACUGCCGUCUGCUAUGUGAAGCACUUCUUAUACCUGAAGUGUUAUGUGAACCUACUCUGAAUGCCUGUUCAGCAGCGCACCCUUGGUGGGCUGAACGGCGCUUAGAGUGGUAGGGGAGAGAGGGUGAGAUUUGAACGCUCUCGGACGUAUUAUGGAAAAGGGGUUCUUUUUUGACAAAGUCAGGUGGAGCCAACUCUUUAUUCAACACAUCAACAAAAGCAUUUACAUCAUCACCCAUCCCUUCACCGAGGUGGCCAUGGACCUCCCCGAGCAGACGGCCGAUGCCUGUGUUAGGUGUAGGAUGGCGCCAGAAAUUCUAGACGCCUCCUCCACCUCCUCUGGCUCCAGCGCUGUCUUACCCGUGGUUAAAUGGGACAGAGCGGCUGCCAAGAGGGCAAUGUUGUUAGCUGCUGCUACAGCUUGGGCUCCCAAAUUGAAGGACUUCUCUAACAGCUGUGCUGUGAGACGGUCCUUCUGAGAUGGCAAUGUGGCCUUCCUGGAAGAGGGCCAGGGACUCAAACCCAGUACGAGAUACGCCGCCAUGGUGCUCUCUAACCUGGGGAUUCCCUUAGCUUGGCCCUGGAACCUUCCCUCCACUCUAGUGAAUGAGAGGUAUGUUUUAGCCGGCGAACGCGCCGCUAAAGGUGCCUCCCAUGAGCCCUCAACGUAUUUUGCCAAUGAAGGCAUGGCAGGAGCUAGUGGCUCUGCCGCUCUUCUUGGCCUGGAAUAAGGGCCGCCCUCCAUUAAGUCAACCUCCGGUGCGGAGGGAAUAGGGGGCAGCGGUAUUUCCAGCCGUCUAGCAGCUCUCUCAAUGAGACCCGGAAAGUCCGUUAUCAGAGACGCUGCGGUGAAGGACAGGGCUUCUGAUUUCUCAGGGCCCGUGUCGUCAUCACCAUAGGAACUACAAGCCCUCUCGCUAACCAAAGGAAAGGGGGGCUUGAAUGUAUGAGGGACGGGGUCUGACUGUUCCAUAGGAAUGUCAGCCUCCUCAUAGUCCCCAUCAUCCCCUGAGUCUGCGCCGUCAGAUGACGCCUCUGAAGCAGAGGCUAGUAUCGACAACAUGUCCUCUAGGGGGAUAUCCUCCCUAAAAAACGCCCAACGCUGCUUCCUCUCCUUUGUAGAAAGGAGGGCGCAGGAGGCGCAGUUAGGGGAACUGCAGACGCCCUCUUUGGCAUGCUGGGACCCUAGACACAUGAAACAUAAGUCGUGGGAGUCGCCGGCCGCCAUGGAGGAGCAUCUGCAUUGAGCUCUGAAAAGAGCUUUUGGGGGUGGAAAAUCUCCUGGUGUGCUCAUUUUAGGACGACGUCGAAGACUGGAAAUUCGACGGCGUUCUCGUCCUGAGUCUUCUCUUCUUCUCUUCGUCUCUUCUUGGCUUCUUCAGUCUAGUCCAGUCUCUGAAGAUAAAGGGAGGCUGAUUGAGGGGAGGCAUCCCCUCUUAUAGGGACACCUGUACUCCUAUUGGCUGUAGGUGUGUGCAUAGUUUUGUCUCAGGCUGAUGCUGCCUUAGGGCAGUGGGUAAACCAAUAGGAGCAGAGCUCCCCUAUGGGGCGGAGCUCCACGAUAUAGAACAGGGUUUCCACCCACUCUUGAAAAUGUUCUUUGAUGACGUAAUUUCACUUCUUAUGUUAUAAAAUAAAUUUUACCAAGACAAAUAUGAUUCUUCAUGUUCUGAAUUGUUCAGUGGGUUCUUUCUCUAACAUAUAAACAUUAUAUCCAAAAAGUCUCAUUUCGUAACCUAAUAGAUCCGAUAAUAAGCACCAAGCUCUGUUGACAGAGCGGUGCCAGUUUCUUGCAGCAACUGUCUAGGAUUUUACAUGUUGUGGUGGUCGUCUGCAAAGUUGUUUCUGCAGGUCGCAAAAAGCAAAAUUAGCAUUACACAAUCCGAACUAAAUGUAAAAGGCUUUGCAAAUAAAAAGCUUGCAGUACGCUCAGUGCUCUGUUGACAUUUCAGAGAUACGCUUUUUUCUGUGAGAAAUCUUCUAAAAAGAACAGGAAUUUAAUAUGAAUAGGAAAAGGGUUUAUUAAAAUAUGAAAAUACAUGUCGUCUCAAAAUCAAUAUCCAUCUUACCUCUAUAUUGUUUUAUGUCCUCCGGAUCCCAGAAGAAAGAUGACGUGUUCAAUGGUGAGCCUGUCAGGUAGCCUUAACUCUCUCACAGCAUCCAGCCUAGCUGACGCAAUGCCAUUUUCCUGAUUUGAUUACCACUUUUUUUUCUCUGGCCUCCAUUGAUUUAGUCACCUUCAUUUUGGCCAUCCUACAUGGGUAAAAUCUCCAAUAACUUUUGAACGGAUUAUGAUGGAGACAUAAUUUUUAUUACAUUAUUAUUUUACCCACUGGUCAAAAUAUGCAUUUUUGAUUGGACACCCUAAUAAACACACUUAGGCCACACUGCCUAUGAAUACACACUUUAUCUCUCCCGCUUAAACUCUUUCUCCUAUCUCUACCUCUCUUUCCCAUAGUUUUCCUCAGUUUUCUCUUUCUCCCAUCUCCUCUCCCUCUCUCCUCCUCACUCUCACUGUAUCUCUCCCAUUCCUCUCUCUAUCCACAGAGAACAGUGGUGGGUUACCGGAGAAGGAAAGGCAACAGGUGGCUGAGCGUCUCUUGAGGGUGAUGUGUACAGACCUGGGCGUGCUCAACAUGCUCAACAGCAAGGACUUCCUAAAGCUGGCCCAGACUCUGGUGGACACGGGCGCCCGCCACGGUGCCUACUCCACCCGCGACGCCCUGGGCAACAUGAGCUCUCUGGCCCUACUCCAGCUUCCCCGCAUGUACAACCAGGUCAAGGUCAAGGUGACUUGCGCCCUAGGCUCCAACUCCUCACUGGGCAUUGCCGUCACCUGCCAUUCCCAGACAGUGGGACCUGAUGCCUGCCUAGUGCUGACAGCCUACCAGGUGGAGGGGUCCAGGCUCAAGCGCUACGUUCUAGGCGUCAAGGAGGCAGACCUGAGGGAGGGGCCCGAGCAGGUGCACCAGUGGACACAGAACGUGCUGUCGGAGUUCGUCAUGUCGGACAUUCGCACAGUGUACGUGACUGAGCCGCGGGUAGGGGUGGGGGGCUUGCCGCUGGGUGGAGGUGGGCGGAGGAGGGUGUGCCUGCGGUGCGCCGGGUGCUCGUUGGGUGCUGUGGUGCAAGCGGUGCUGGGGAAACACAGCUUGCAGGCAAGGGGGCUCCACGAGCUGUCUGAGCUGCUGGCCGCCUGCCGCGACAUUGCCUCCACCAGCCUCUUGUCUACCAGCGGCGCCACGGACGAGGGCACGUCUAACCCCUCCACUCCCCCUGGGCUCAGCCCCACUCCUCCCUGCUGGGACCGCACAGCUGAGGCCCUGCUUCAGGUGCACUCCCACUUUGAGCAGAUCUGCGAGGCGUAUGGGAGGAGCAAGGCCACGGCUUCCACACUGCAUGGCCUCAACAAGCACCUUCUGGGGACGCUGACCUGCCUGCUGGCCCCUUUGCGCCUGGCCGCCUUGGAACUCAGCAGCCAGAGGAGGCCCACCCUGCAGCAGGUGCUACCUGUCUACCUGCGCCUGGAGAAACUGUUCACCUCCAAGGCUGGGGAGGUGGGGACCUCCAGCAAGCUCUGCCAUUACUUCCUGGAAGCUCUCAAGGAGAACUUCAAGGUGGAGAAAGCCCACCAGGUAGCCAUGGUCCUGGACCCCCAGCUGAAGCUGCGUCCCGUCCCAGCCUACCAGCAAGAGGAGAUCAUCGCCCACGCCUGCGAGAUGGCCACAGACGCCCGCGACGGCGGGGGGUCCGGAGGUGAGGACAUGGAUGGACCCUCAACACUCAAACGGCUCCGCGUGGAUGUCCCCAGGGGCGGGGUGGACGCCAGAGGGGUAGUAGCCGUGUCGUCGUGUGAGGCGUCGUCAGAUGAAAGCCAGACCCAGGUGAGACAGGAGGUGUUCCAGUAUCUGGCUGAACCGCUCCUCCAGGGUACCAACCCAGACCUCUUCCACUACUGGAGCACCACGGUGGGCGACCGCUACCCCAGACUGGCACACCUGGCACUGUGGCUGCUGGCCGUGCCCGCUGUGGGCGUCCGCAGCGAGUGUGUGAGCAUUUGCGAACAGAGCCUGGCCAUUAAGAGGAGGCAGCAGGUCACCACCGAGGAGAUGAACAAACUCAUCUUCCUGCGCUCCAACAUGGCC